Messenger RNA from Dreissena polymorpha, 8898 nucleotides. Its product is annotated as voltage-dependent L-type calcium channel subunit beta-1-like. The record is from RefSeq and is a predicted model, not a curated record. Gene Ontology annotation, biological process: calcium ion transmembrane transport; regulation of voltage-gated calcium channel activity; chemical synaptic transmission. NCBI's taxonomy places the organism in Eukaryota, Metazoa, Mollusca, Bivalvia, Myida, Dreissenidae. Gene Ontology annotation, molecular function: high voltage-gated calcium channel activity; protein binding. Gene Ontology annotation, cellular component: voltage-gated calcium channel complex. The coding region runs from base 801 to 2645 and encodes 614 amino acids. The transcript has 14 exons.
CAUAUUUAAUAAUAUAUAAAAUCAUUUUCAUUCUUUUUAUCAUACUGCAAUCAAAAUUUAUAUUAGAUUGUUCGGAAUUAUUAAAUAUAACUCCUGCCGUUUCAUCUAUUUUUGAUUGGUUCGAAAGAAGAUUCAGAAGCUGAUACAAAAAUGUCAACCAGAACCAAUUAACUUACGUUUGCGACUUGUUUUUGAUAUAUUUUCGUCGGACUGAAAACAGAAAACCCUUCAAUAUGAAAUAUAUUUUAACCAAGAAUCGUAAAUAUUUCGAAAUUUACCAUAUAAAAGUGGAGAAAUGCUAAGAAUGCAAUGCCUCCUCGCUUGCAACAGUUACAGGAAAAGCUUGGCAAGAUGAAGGGCAAGGCCUCUAAACGCUCGGAUGGCAGUUUUUCUGACAGCUCAAACAGUAUAGCGCGCCAGAUUUGGACUGGACCAUUGGAUAUUUAAGACUGUAAAAAAAACACCUAUGAAUAAAAGUGCAUCUUAAGAACUGUUUUGAAAUGAAACCAAUGAAAUUCAAAAACUUCACAAAGUUAUGGUACGCUGUCUCGUAUAUAAAGCCUGGAGUGGGAAAUAACAUACAUUUUAUGUGCAUACUGUGUCGUGAUUAUUUAUGAUUAAAGUAUUGUGCGGGUGCAUGAUUUAAGUGCAUUCAUUUUUAAAUUGCAAGAAAAAAAGGUGUAUGUUAAAAAUAACAACACGUUUCGCCUUGAUUUUCAUAACUGUGUAAGUGGAGCGGACUCCUUAGGUCUAAGGAACAUUUAAGUUUAGUGGAAUAUAUAACGCUUUAUACGUUAACAAUGGCAAGGAAUAAACCAAACUAUGCACGGAACAAAAAAACUGGCAACAAGGGCAAAAUGCCGCAGUACAAUUUGAAGUAUGGGCCCGAAGCAGAUGAUGAAGACAACUAUGAAGGAAGUGACAUGCACGGUCGGGCAAGUGAUAAGGGGUCGCAGGAUUCCAACUUCAGUCAGCCGUCCUCCGACCUGUCCAUAGACGAGGAAGGGGAAGCACUACGUCGAGAGACGGCAAAACAGGCCCAGGCCCAACUGGACAAGGCUCGGGGUAAGCCGGUGGCGUUUGCAGUUCGCACGAAUGUCGCAUAUGAUGGAGCCGUGGACGACAACUCGCCAGUGCCCGGUAGAACCGUGUCUUUCGCUGUAAAAGACUUCCUUCAUAUAAAAGAGAAAUUCAACAAUGACUGGUGGAUAGGUCGGCUAGUAAAGGAAGGGUGCGAUGUGGGGUUCAUACCGAGCCCCGCAAAGCUUGAGACUAUAAAACAAAACCUCGGGGGCGGACGUUCCAAGGGCAGCAAUCCUGUGAAAGCUUUCUCGUCCUCCCAGAACAUACCAGUGGAUAAUUUACGUCCAUCCAUCUCUCGAGAUUCCACCACCCCAUCCACCCCAGUAGGGCUGGAGGGGGAGAAUGGCUGUGACAGCGUUGACGACAGCGACAGUCUCGGAAACUCAGGCUCGGGAAAGAAGAGCAACCUUACACCCGCAGAUCAGAAGGGCGCGUUUCCAACCUCUGCAGGUACCAAGGAGAAACGGAAUCGGCCCUUCUUUAAAAAGUCUGAGAAUGUGCCGCCCUACGAGGUUGUGCCAUGCAUGCGACCCCUAGUCCUUAUUGGUCCAUCUCUGAAGGGUUACGAGGUUACCGACAUGAUGCAGAAGGCCCUCUUUGACUACCUGAAACACCGCUUUGAGGACAGGAUCAUCAUUACACAGGUGUCUGCUGAUAUAUCACUGGCCAAGCGCUCGCUACUCAACAAUCCUCACAAACGAGUCCUCAUGGAACGGGCAAACAGCCGGACGUCCGGGCUAGGAGAGGUACAAAAGGAGAUUGAGCGUAUUUUCGACCUGGCGCGGGUACUCAAACUGGUGGUGCUUGAUUGCGAUACUAUAAACCACCCGUCUCAGCUGGCAAAAACCUCCCUCGCACCAAUCAUUGUGUACCUGAAAAUUGGCUCACCUAAGGUGUUGGAGCGUUUAAUCAAAUCACGCGGGAAGUCCCAGAGUCGUAACAUGAACGUGCAGAAUGUGGCGGCUGAGAAGCUGGCUCAGUGCGCACCUGACAUGUUCGAUGUGAUACUGGAUGAGAACCAGCUAGAGGACGCCUGCGAGCACUUAGCAGAAUUCCUUGAGGCGUACUGGCGCGCCACCCACCCAGUUACCACCAACCCACAAUCUCCGCGCAGGGACCUACACUCACCCACUCACCUGCGCACCACCCAAGGAGCCAACCCUCACACCACUCAUCUCUCCCCGCGGUCUCAUAGCCUCGAACCGGAGCAGGACUCCCCACAUCUCCCGCGGCGCGGGCAUAGUGAAUACUCCCGCGGUAGUGAUAGACACAUAACUGGGGAAUCGUCGUCACGCGCUGAAAGACCUCAUAGCACCCAUGGUCCUCAUGGUAGUAGUAAACACGAACGGUCUCGCGGUGGCGGCGGCGGUGAUUCUCGCUCACAGACUCAGCACGCGUUUGACGAUAGUUUAGAUUAUGAUAAUAAACACGGAGGUGGAUUAGAACGGGAUUUGUCUGUGCGUAAGAACUACAGUGGCUCUGGUGGUCCCCAUAAUAGGUACAACUCGUCCCCCCAUGGCAGUCGUAGACAUGUGUCUCGUGAAGGAACCAUCGAUAUAUAGCAUGGAUUGGGCAUAGAAAUGUAACAGAUUUCCUGCUACUUUUAAGAAAUCAAAGUAAAGUGCUGAUUGAAAGUUGUGAACCUUGUGGCUUGAAAUUUUGAUGCAGUUUUUUGUUUGUGUAAAGUUACUGGUGAGAUUUUAAGUACUUGAUUUAUAUAUGAUCACGGAUAGUAACUGAAGACGUUUUUUUCUGUAAGCAGUGAAUCAUUGUUUCCAGUUAAAGUUUGGAAUGGAUGCAGCUUCAAUGUUGAAAACACAACUGUUUUUUAGAUUUAAAAGGUUGGUUGUUUUUUUUAACAAAUGUUUGUUUUGCUGCAAUGAGAUGAUAAAUAAUCGUACGGUAAUGUCAAUUUGCCUGCAGUUGAUAGACUCUUAUAUUGUUAUUCAAAUGGGUCUAGUGUAACCUUGCAAUUUAAUAGAAAUUGGUGCAGGUUAACCUGGUAUUUCAUUUCGGAUAAGUAGAAUGUAACCUCUGUUGUGAUACACUAUGGUGUAGUGUACCCUGGUAUUUCAGAACGAUGGGUCUUGUAUCAUUUAAACUGGCAUUUGCAUAAAAAUGGGUGUAGUGUUACCCUGAAUUUAAUUAAGAUUGUUGGAGUGUAACCUACAUUGUUUUACAUAGCAUUGUGUGGAUUUUAACCCCUGUGUACUCGGCCAACUGUUAGUGACCACUCCUCCUGAAGGUGGGACUUGUGGCUUGAAAGUUUGACUGGAAAAUCAAAGUCUGUUUUUGUUUUGUAAUUUAUUAAUACUUGUCUUUCAUGAUUGUUUCUUUCAAAGAUUUUAUCGACAUGCACGUUUUUUUGUGACCUAUAGAGCGCUGUAAAUAUUAAAUUUGAUGAUGUUUGCACUUUAGGUUGUGAGGCAUAUAUGUUAUUGCGUGUUAAAAUGGUUACCGCUUAAAGAGACUGAACUUUCACCUUGUUGCCAUGCAUGGUUUAUUUGCCUCGUCAAGGCAUCGACUACUUCCAUCGACAGCACUUGCUUGUAGCAACCAUCCCUUUUAUAGCUUUGCAUGCUGGGAAAAAUGUCGUCUGCUAAAAUGUCGUCUGCUGAAUUUCUAAAAUUAGCAUUUUCUUCGAUUUUUUUCAAAGAAUACUAUAAAAAUAGCAAACAGUUUGGAUCCUUAUGAGACGCCACAUUCUGUGGCGUCUCAUUAGGAUCCAAACUGUUUGCAAAGGCCUUCAAAAUUCGGUUCCAGCACUGAAAGAGUUAUAGCUUUUUCUGUUAGCAGUUAUUCUUCCAGCAUUUAUAUAUGUUUCUACCACUGAGAUCGUUAUUGUAUGCAUAUUUAUUCACCAAUAGUGUUUACAUUUAACCCAUUUAAGCCUAGUGGACUCACCCAUCCUUCUAAAUUGGAUCAAUUUAUUUCCAAAAUUAGGGAUGUCUAGUAUAUUUAUUUCUAUAUUUAGAAUAUUAAUUCCUUUAAGCAAACAGCGCAGACCCAGAUGAGACGCCGCAUCAUGCGGCAUCUCAUCUGGGUCUACGCUGUUUGCCAAGGCCUUUUUUCUAGACGCUAGGCAUAAAUGGGUUAAUGCUGUUGAGUUUUUAUUCACUGGUUUACUUUAUUGAUGGCAUUUAAAUGUCAGUUUUCUGACCUUUGCUAGAACAGUUUGCUUGUGUGGACAAUUCUUCAGACUUAAAUAAUUGUGAAUACUUUGCAUUUAUGAUUUUAAAAAUAAUGUACGGUAUUUUUGCUUUCAUCUAGGGGUAGGUAUAAUUUAAUUUCUAAACCAUGAUAAUAACAAGCUUGCAAAGAAGUAAAUAAAUAAACAGCUGUAAAAUAUAUUUGGCUGCCUCUUGUUAAUAAUUGUAAUCUUAUUAUACCAAUUCUUAAAUUUUUAUGUCCCCCACCACUAUAGUGGGAGACAUAUUGUGUUUGCCCUGUCUGUUGGUUUGUUUGGGUGUUUGUUUGUGUGUUUGCGUCAAACUUUAACAUUUGCAAUAACCUUUGCAAUAUUGAAGAUAGCAACUUGAUAUUUGGCAUGCAUGUGUAUCUUAUGGAGCUGCACAUUUUGAGUGGUGAAAGGUCAAGGUCAUCCUUCAAGAUCAAAGGUCAAAUAUACAGCUUCAAAGCGGCGCAAAAGGGGACAUAGUGUUUCUGACAAAAACAUAUCUUGUUGCUUUUAAAAUUAAAUGGUUUCAAAUAAAAUGGUUGGUGUUAAAAUAAAAUGUUAGCUGUACAAAUAAUUGUCAGUCAGUAGAAAUUUGUGAAGAAAAAUUUGUAAAUGGUUGCUGGUAAAAUGGUUGCAAAUAAAAUGGUUGCUGUUGAAAUAAAUUGGUUGCAAAUAAAAUGGUUGAUAAAAUGGUUGCUGUUAAAAUAAUUGUCAGUCAGUGGACAUUUGUGAUUAUUCUGAUAGUCUUUGAACUAACUAUACUAGUUGUGCUAUUUUAUUUAUUCUUGAAAUUAUUUAUUUCAUCAAGCUUUAAUGCUGAUGUUUUUAUGUGUUGUUUUUUUUGUACGCAAUAUUUUUCUUCGAUUAAAAAAAAUGUCCAUUAACUUUAAUGUAAAAGAGAGACAAAUUGUUUAGCACUUAUGUGUUUGUUUCAUAACUGUGAAAUCAUUUAACUUGCAUGUCAUGCAAUUUUUUGCCAAAUUGCAAAUCACGGCAAAAUAGAAUUAUUUGACUGUUAAACUAUCUACCAAUAUUUGUAUUCAUGAUUUUUUUUACUAUGGAAGUGUUCUUUCUUAGUUCUGCCUUUUCUAGUUCUGUGCAAUGAAAUCCUGAUGUGAUUGUAAGAGAUUAAUUAAAUGUUUGUGCAAUUAGUUUUUUCAUAUUAAAUGGUGUUUUGAGUGCAAUUUUUGUAUCUGAUAAUGAAAUAUACAGCAGGCACGAUAGUUUCAUGCUGAUUACUUGUUACUGAUGACUGUGUUUGUGUGAUUGCUGUUAGAUUUUCAUAGCCUUUUGUAAUUGAGCUGCACUGUAGGAAAACAGGGCUUAAUGCAUGUGUGUAAAAUAUUGUCCCAUAUUAACCUGUGCAGUCCACACAGGCUUAUCUAUCUUGGAUGACACUAUUCGCCUUGACUGUAUUAUUUUUCAGAAGAUGCUUUCUUUGAACAUAAAAUUCCGAAAUAGCUGUGUCUGCCCUGAUAAGCCUGCGCGGACUGCAGAGGCUAACCUGGAACGACAUUUUACGUACAGCGAUAUUCUUUGUCCAAUUGGGAAAAGUACCCGUACCGGUCCAAUUGGGAAAAAUUGAGUCGUGAAAACCUCAAAUUUGGGAAAAAGCGAGUCGUGAAAACCUCAAAUUGGGAAAUUGGUUUAUUUGAUUUUUUGCUCCUGAAUACUUAAAAAUUGAAAACCAAGUGUUUUCAAGCUGUCAAUAUUAUAUUUACCUAGGUUCAAGCCAUAUAAGUGCAAAGGGAAACUAACUCAAUGUUGCCUUUUCAACAAAAAAAAAAUGAAGAUUUUUUUUACCUUAAAUUCGGAAUUUUUUGGACAGCAAUUGGGAAAUUUGUAUUUUUUUCGUAAUUGGGAAAGUGCCGUUAACCGGUACUUUAUAAAGAAGGAAAAAAAUCGUGAAUGCAUUUAGCCCCAGUUUGCCUAGAGUGCAGCUGAAAUCAAUCAUGUGGAAAACAUCCGAUGCUAGGGCCCUUUGAAGCAUAGUGGUACUGCUAUUGCCUACGCCCUGUCAAAUCUUAGAUUGUUGAAUCACGAAAAUUAACGAGCCCUUUGAAUAGUAAUGACACAGAAUGUCAUGUCUAGAUAAAAAUAAUUGCUACUGUCCCCUACCAGUUUCACUGGAGGGGACUUAUGGUUUUCGCACUAUGUGUCUGUCUCUCUGUGAGUCUUUCUGUCACAUUUUUCUGGAUCCUGCGAUAACUUUAAAAGUUCUGCAUAUUUUUCAUGAAAAUUGAAACAGGGAUAGCUGGCAAUAUGGACAUUAUGCACAUCAUUUCAUUUUGUUCACAUGUCAAAAAUUCUGGUUUCUAUGGCAACAAAUAUAUAUAUACAGGGUUGUGAUUUUUCCGCAGAUCCGCGGAUUUCCGCGAAUCGGGUUGUCCCGGAUGUCACUUCUGAGAUUUGCGUAAAUUCGUUAUAAAAAAUGUGGGGGAGAGGGGCUACCACCGAUUCCGCGGACGUAUUUCAUAAGCGGCCCGAAAUAUCCGCGGCCCGCGAAAUCUCUCCGUAUUUUACACUGGUAGAUUCUGCCUAAGCAUUUUUAAAACGAGCCAUAUAAUUGGCUGUCGUUUCCCAAUCUUCCAAUUAAAAUCGUGUUCUUAAAAUGCGCUCUGUGAUUUGUUUGCAAAUAGCGCCGUUGUGAAGAGAAAAUUAAAAUUAUUGAAAUAACAAAUAGCAAUCGAAUAAACGACUGACAUCACCUAGUCUGAUAUUGUGUCACGGAAACCAGUGUUUGCAAAUUGGAAUGUAGUCUACUUGCGAAGUAAAACAAUUUAGAGAGUAUCGUUCGAAAAUGGAAAUAGACAAACAUGAUUUGAUUUUUAUAUGUCUGUGGGUCUGUGUAUAAUCAGAUUCAUAUGCAUAUUCUGCUUUAUUAUGUUUGUCACGCUGUUCAGUUAACUGAAAUAGCUUUGAACUGAGUGAAGAUGUGAAAUGCAAGAUAUUGAAAGGUAAACAGAUUAAAUAUAUUAAUUUAACUCAGUUAAUACAUCAUUAACACCAGAAGAACAUUGAGCGUGUUUGUUUAUAUUUAGUCUAUUAACUGUCAUUCAAUACAUUGAAAAACUGCUGCUAUUGAUCACAAUAAAUACUUAACUGUUUACUUUGCAUCCUCAGUAUGUUAAAUGUGAAGUUAAACAGGUUUUGAUAAAGAAAUAUUGUUAUGAAGUUCAAAAAGUUGUUUAUUUUAAUGUCUGUUUUUAUGUUUGUCAUUGCGUUAUGCGCGCCAUUCGCGUAGUCAAAAUCAGUCAACAGAAUUUUCCUCCCCUCUGACUUUGUCUCAAUCACACCCCUGAUAUAUAUAUAUAUAUAUAUAUAAAUUAUUUAAAAAAAUCUGACAAUGGUGGAGCCGGUAGGGGACAUAUAUUGCUUGGCAAUAGGCUUGUUUAUCAUGAUUGUUUAUGGGCUAUGAUGUUUUAUUAACAGGCACAUAUGCAUUCAAAAGUUCAAGUUUUCAACCUUGUGUUUAAAAUUCCUACUUCUGAGUAUGCCAAAUAAUUGUUUAUUAGUCAAUUAACAACUUUAAAUACAUGACAGUCAUAUAAAUUAUAAUCGUUCAUUUGUAAGGAGCAAACAGAAAACUUCACUCUCUGUUAUGCACGUUUACCACUUUAUUGUUUUAUUGUGUCCCAACUUGUGGAUGUCAUUUUUUUCUGUGUGUGUCCAAAUAAAUAACUUGUUUUGGCAAUAUUUAGUAUACAUAGUAACGUAUCCCAGGGUAUCCUAAAAUACCUAUUUCUUGUUAACGUGUGACGUAUAUACUGAUAUUUAUAUUGCUCAUUUUGGUACUUUUUCAGUACAUCGUUUUAAAGGAAUUUAUUUGCAGAAUGACUGACAAUUUUUCAAAUUUUAUACUUUGAUCUGAUUUGUUGACAAAUUAAAUUGUUCAUUCCUGAUCAUCAUUUUGUCAAAAAAAAAUAAUUUGUUUUCAGUAGGAAAAUAAAGGCCAAAACGACCCAGUACAAACCAUAACAAGUUUCAUUGGUUUCAACAUAAAAAUUACUAGCUUUAUUUUAGCACAAAUACAUUUAAAUAAGAUAAGUUUAUUGUUUUUUAACAUGUUUUUUGACUAUGAAACUGAACAUUUCUAACAAAAAUUAUUUCAUCUUUAUUCUCAUAGCAUGUUUGCCUGUGCAUAUUUUUGUUAAAAUCAUCAUACAUCAUUUUAUUACUGCUUUUCAAGUGGCAAAACAGUGAAUUUGCAACAUACGCUAUCUUAUGACCCCAUUUCUGGUUGUCAUGAGAUACUGUUGUUACCGUAGUGACCACACACCCAACUCCGUAGGCACAACUGACCAGACAGAUUGUCCAGUCCUGACCUUUCUGCACCGCAAUAAGCUUUGUGUAUAAUAUCUUCGAAGUUUGAGUCGUGUUUGGGGAAAACUGGGCUUAACACAGGUGAAUAAAACGUCAUCCUAGAUAAGCCCUUUUGCAGUCCGCACAUGACAAAAGUGUCAUCCUCGAUUGCGCAGGCUAAUCUGCGUUGACAUGCAUUAAUCCCAGUUUUCUUAGAACGGGGCUUGUUUUUACUCCAGGUCUUUUUUCCAUGAGCAUGUUAUUGAACUAUUCAUUUACUUGUGUUAAGUAAAUUGUAUAUAUAAAAUAAAUACGUUUUUAACUCCUAUCCACAA